CAUCUUUGUAUACAUUCAUACUAUUCUCAUUUGUGCAAGUGUAAAUAUACAUAUAUGUAUAAGUAUACAUAUAUAAAUGUACAAUAGUCGACGAGUAAAUUUCCCUGUGUUGCUCUGUUGUUGCCGAGUGAAAAUGUAAGAAAAUAGUGCGGUUGAAGUAAACAUAUUUGAGAAAAAAAGAAUUGAAAUUUAGUAUAGGGAAUAAAAAAGUGAAUAUUAAAAGAAGGAAAUAAAUAACGUGAAGAAUAGAAAAAGAAAAAGGAAGCUGGAGAAAAACGAAAAAAAAAAAAUAAAGAAACGAGAAAGCAACCAUCGCGUUGCGUUGGACUUGGGAAGGGGCAUCGUCAAAAUGUCGCUGAAACUAACGCAGAUGCAGUGAUAUAUUUGGCUGAUUAUUAGAAGAAAGAAAAAAAUGGUGUCCACACGCCAAUCAAGUAAUAUGGGAGGAAGCAGUGCUGGUGGUUCUGUUUGCGAUACAGUUGGAGAAGUACAACCACGCAAACAACCAACAAAUAUACAACCGAGCACUUCAACUGGACUACAAGUUGUAGAAUGUCCAGUUCCAUGUCAAAUAAAUAUUUUACAAUUACCUGAAGAGAUUCAGGAUAAAAUUUUUAGUUAUUUGAGCUUCAAUACAAUCGCUGGCUUACGACCUGUAUGCCAUCAAAUGGAUCGCAAAUGUGGCUCAUUACUUAAUAAAACUUUUCAACGACUUCAAGCACAAAUGCUAAGUCGUUUUCAAGCGAUCAAAGCACAGAUGCCUCGAAGGGAAUCAGCACGGCGAAAUCAUCCCUUGGCUUGCGAGUCUGAUAUUAUAGAAACCUUGCACAUGCGACUUACUUUAUUGCAAAUGAGUUUCGGUAAACAUAUCGAACGAAAACAUUGCUGCUUUUUUCCCGGAGAAAUUCUUGACGAAGUAUAUCGCAUUCUUCAUUAUAUAAAAGUAACUCCAAAACUCGCCAGGCCUUAUAAGGUGACUGACGAAUUGUUCGAUUUAAGUACCAUGGCUAUGGAAUAUUUUAAAGAACGCAUCGAACCAACUCUUCCAGAAAUUCCUUAUUUUGGAGCUGAUUUUUUGGAUUUUGCAGGAACAUUAUCUUCCUCUAAUACUGUAAAUAAGCCUUUCUUGUGCCUGGACACAGCACCAUUGAGUGUAGGAGGAAAAUCAGGAAGCGGAGAAGAAGGAUCGCCAGUUCAUUCUUCGGAUGAACCUGGUAUUUUGGAGUCGAAUGUUGCUCCACCACAAUCGAAUAUGGUAUUACGAAAACGAAUUCGUAAAAUUAAACAAGGCAUGAAGAGGUACAAUAGUCAGUUGACAUUAAUGCGCAGAGAUUUGCGAAAUUGUAAAACGAAAAUUGCUGAACAACAGAAGCAAAUUGUCGAAUAUGCAACACGUUUGGAUGAAAAUGAUAAGAAAAAUGAAGAGACAUCCAGAAAAUUUAGUACACUCUUACAGGUAUUUACCAAGGAAUUAAACAAAUGCAAGACAGAGCUACAAUAUUGGCGUUCAAGAUCACCAGCAAUUCCAGUUUGCGGAGGAUGUGGACAAUCUAUUCCUCUGCCAAUUGACGAUCUUCAAACGCUUGCCAAUCAAGGUGUUUUACCUGAGGGAGCAUUCGGUGAGGGUUUUGAUUUUAUACCAAUACCAGAAGGUGAUAGUCCAAUAGAUACAAUUUCACCGUCAACAACUGCAACACAAGUAAGCACUGCUCCAAUAGAAAUGGCACCACCAAAAGCGCCCAUAUCAGUUAUAUCAAAAAGAAAAGCAUCUUCAGAUGAGUCGUCAAACGAUGGUUGCAAAAAACCACGUCGCACUGCCAAAUCUCGUCAGACUAAGCGUUCAAAGAUUUAAACUAAUUCUGAAUAUGGUACAAAAAAAAAAAAAAUAAUUGUACCAUCAUCCUUUAAGGGUCUCUUGGGAUAGGUCUUAUUUUGCAAACGCUGUAAGUUUCACGUGUGGCAAUGAAUAGGCGAUCAUCAAAAAAGUACAAAAAAAAAUAAUUUUUUUUCCUCGUCCUGCAUUUUUGCAACGAAGUUUUACAAAAAAUAAUUGUAAAACAAAACUUUAGGCUCUAUAGAUAGAUGAGAAUCCAAGUGAUUUUUUUCUCAGAUAUAAAAAUAUGAAUGAAAAUGUUUGCAUGGUGAAAAAGAUGAAGUUAUUGCACAGCUCCAAGGAACUUUUUUUUUUCCUGCUGUGGUCUAAAUAAUAUUUUGUGCAAAGAAAAAAAAGCAAAUAUCAUAUUUUUUUUCACAGCUCUAUUACUUAAAAGAGAAUGUGAAUUUAUUUUACUGACCGUAUGAUAUUUAAAUUUUUGAAAAAAAUUACGGUCUCAAAUUUGUGAAUUUAAAAAGAAGUUCACAUUAAUCUAUUUCAACUAAUUUGUACAAAAACUGCAAUGUUUGGUUAUUAAAGCAGUUUUCAGAUUAAUGUACCUAAAAUAUUCUUCUAAAUCAUUAAAUAACAAGAAACUGAUUUGUAUAGAAUUUUAAGGGGUUUAAUGUUUGUUUGGUUAUUAUAUAUAAUAUUUUUGUGUUUUUUUCUUUUUUUCUUUAAAGUGCAUAUAUUUAGUUCUGUCUUUUUUAAUAAUGCAAGGGCAAAAAAGAUUGAUAAAAAUCUUUGGUUAAAGAAAAUAAUAAUUUUUAAUAAGCAAUAUUUCAUUGAAAAAUGAAUGUCUCGGAUAUUUCGAUCGCCAUUUAUAAGUACACGAAAGAAACAUAGAACAUAUUUAACAUAGUUUAAUUUUAUAGAAUGAUUUGUAGUUAAUACUCGAAUGGUAGCGAAGUAUCAUGUACCUGAAAGAAUCAUUGAUUCGUGUAGGUACUUUUUUUCGCACUAAUUAAUUAAUAAUCAUAUCAACUUUUCAGUUACCUACUGACUUUACAAGACACACUACCGUUUUUUUUUCUCUCUCUCUUAGGAAAUUUCUGCAACACAUCGCGUCUCUGGUUAGUAGCAAAUAAAUGUUUAGUCAAUUUUUUUUUUGUGAAUAAUAAAAUUUCAAUAUUCACAUUUUAUUUUAAUCUUAUAAUAAUUUUAUUGCAUUUUAGAAUAAAUAAUAUCUUUAAUUCAAAUCAAACUGAAUUAUUAAUGAGUGGAUACGUAUAUAUGUAUAUUUAAUUAUUAAUGGGUUGGAAUAUAUUUUUUUUACAUUCAAGCUAAAGUUUCUUUACAUGUAAUUUUGAACGUGAUUGAAACUGCUCGAAUUCUUAAAAAAAAAUAAAA
Molecule: messenger RNA, 3223 nt
Organism: Leptopilina boulardi
Lineage: Eukaryota; Metazoa; Arthropoda; Insecta; Hymenoptera; Figitidae
Gene: dmpd
Product: F-box only protein 28
Exons: 6
Coding region: 413-1852 (479 amino acids)
Biological process (GO): positive regulation of DNA-templated transcription
Cellular component (GO): nucleus
Molecular function (GO): transcription coactivator activity; protein binding
Source: RefSeq, a predicted model, not a curated record